This is a messenger RNA of Daucus carota subsp. sativus, 1495 nucleotides long. Its product is annotated as probable tocopherol O-methyltransferase, chloroplastic. The transcript is spliced from 6 exons. The record is from RefSeq and is a predicted model, not a curated record. Lineage: Eukaryota; Viridiplantae; Streptophyta; Magnoliopsida; Apiales; Apiaceae. Gene Ontology annotation, biological process: methylation. Gene Ontology annotation, molecular function: S-adenosylmethionine-dependent methyltransferase activity. The coding region runs from base 96 to 1112 and encodes 338 amino acids.
AUUAACGUUAGAUUUCCCCUUAAAUAUCUGUCCUCUCAUUCGCCGCUGCCAAAUAAUUGCACAGAGCCGCACCAGAAAAACUAAACCAUAAAAAAAUGACAACCACCACGUGCUACUCCGUCAAGAUACUCUCGGCCUUCAACACUUUCCAGACCACGUUCUCGUCCGCCGCCACGCGCCUCAGCUUCGGCGGCGCCAGAAAGCAGCUGCAGCCGCCCUGCGCGGCGGCCUCGUCGGCGGAGAUAGAGGUGCUGCAGAAGGGCAUAGCGGAGCUCUACGACGAGUCGUCGGGGCUGUGGGAAGAUAUAUGGGGAGAGCAUAUGCAUCAUGGCUUUUAUGACCCGGAUUCGUCGGUUAAGAUAUCGGAUCAUCGGCUCGCUCAGAUUCGUAUGGUGGAGGAGACGCUCGCUUUUGCUUAUGGUUCUGCGGAACCAGCUAAAAUACCAAAAAAGAUAGUUGAUGUCGGGUGUGGAAUAGGAGGCAGUUCAAGGUAUUUAGCAAGGAAAUAUGGUGCUAAAUGUCAAGGCAUCACCCUGAGCCCUGUACAAGCCCAAAGAGCUCAAGCUCUUGCUGCAGCUCAGGGACUAGCCGACAAGGCUUCCUUUCAAGUUGGAGAUGCUUUAAAUCAACCUUUUCCGGAUGGAGAAUUUGACCUGGUUUGGUCCAUGGAGAGUGGUGAACAUAUGCCUGACAAAAAGAAGUUUGUUAGUGAAUUAGCUCGAGUGGCUGCACCAGGAGCCACAAUAAUUAUUGUUACAUGGUGCCAUAGAAUUCUUUCCCCUUCUGAGGAGUCAUUGCGCACAGAUGAGAAAAAACUGUUGGACAGGAUCUGUGAUGCAUACUAUCUUCCAGCUUGGUGUUCUGCUUCUGAUUAUGUGAAAUUACUGGAGUCCCUUUCUCUUCAGGAUAUAAAAACAGCAGAUUGGUCAGAGAAUGUUGCACCAUUUUGGCCUGCAGUAAUAGAAUCAGCUUUGACAUGGAAGGGUUUCACAUCGUUGCUUCGAAGUGGAUGGAAGACAAUUAGAGGGGCGCUGGUGAUGCCAUUGAUGAUUGAAGGAUAUAAAAAGGACCUGAUCAAAUUUUCAAUUAUUACAUGUCGGAAACCUGAAUAGAAAGAGAGCUAGUUACCCAUGAACUCUCUCUUUUUAGCCUCCUUCGCCAGCAAAACUUUAGGAACGUGCUUGGAAAAACCCGUAUUAUGGCAGUUACUGCUAAAUAAUAACGCUGCAACAUUACAGGAAGACAGGGACCCUGUUUCCGUUAGUAGUACUGUUUUUUUCAGUAGAGGCAACAAGUAUGCGUUGUUUUACAGCUAUACGAAGGGGCAGAGCGCGGACAUCUACGGGUAAAGUGCCUAUGUUUUGUGUUUCAUUUUACCGGGUGGAUGCUUCUCCCUUUCAUUCUUGAAAGCUGAUAUACUUUCAGACUGUGUUUGCUUCAUGGAAUUGCUCCGGGCUAUUAGCUAAUUUACUAUGAUUUUCUUUUUUACAUUUCA